AUGGUUGUUGAAUGUGAAGUGGUUAGUGAGAAUGAGAUAGUAAGUGUGGGUAAGGUGGGUGGUGAGAGUGGAAUGAUUGGUAAAAGUGAGGUGGGUGGUGUGAGUGAAGUGGGUGGUGAGAGUGGAAUGGUUGGUGAAAGUGAGGUGGGUUCACGUGGUGAGAGUGGAAUGGUUGUUGAAUGUGGGGUGGGUGGUGAGAAUGAGAUGGUAGGUGUGAAUGAAGUGGGUGGUGAGAGUGGAAUGGUUGGUGAAAGUGAGGUGGGUGCACGUGGUGAGAGUGGAAUGGUUGUUGAAUGUGAAGUGGUUAGCGAGAAUGAGAUAGUAAGUGUGGGUAAGGUGGGUGGUGAGAGUGGAAUGAUUGGUAAAAGUGAGGUGGGUGGUGAGAAUGGGAUAGUAGGUGUGAGUGAGGUGGGUGGUGAUAGUGGAAUGGUUGGUAAAUGUGGGGUGGGUGGUGAGAAUGAGAUGGUAGGUGUGAGUGAGAUGGGUGGUGAUAGUGGAAUGGUUGUUGAAUGUGGGGUGGGUGGUGAGAAUGAGAUGGUAGGUGUGAGUGAAGUGGGUGGUGAGAGUGGAAUGGUUGGUGAAAGUGAGGUGGGUGGUGAGAAUGAGAUGGUAGGUGUGAGUGAAGUGGGUGGUGAGAGUGGAAUGGUUGGUGAAAGUGAGGUGGGUGCACGUGGUGAGAGUGGAAUGGUUGUUGAAUGUGGGGUGGGUGGUGAGAAUGGAGAUGGUAGGUGUGAGUGA
Saccoglossus kowalevskii is the source of this 738-nucleotide messenger RNA. RefSeq names its product collagen alpha-2(I) chain-like. The record is from RefSeq and is a predicted model, not a curated record. Lineage: Eukaryota; Metazoa; Hemichordata; Enteropneusta; Harrimaniidae.